ACAAAACUAAAUUAAGUUGUCCUUUUUUAUUAGAUUGUGGAAAAACUCAUAAUAUUAUGAGAAGAAAAAUUUGCAAAGAUUAUUUAAGAACAAAUAAAAAAAGAAUAAAAGAGCAAAUACCAAAAAUUCAUACUAAUAUGCUUUUAUACAUUUUAUACAUUUAUAUCACAAACCUGAGAUGCAGUUUUCGGUUGAAAUAUAUAAGUACAUGUCUAUAUAUAAGUACUAAUCUACUUGUGUAAAAGUAAACUAGUUGCAUGCAGAAUGCAGUAAUGGAAAAAAGAUUGUGAUAAAACUGCAACAACAGAUUCCACAUGUAUUAUCAAUGACAUUAAAUUAUGACAAUUAAAUUAAAUAUAAUAAUUCCAGAUUCUGCAUGUAUUCCAGAUUAUAAUUCCAGAUUCAACAUGUAUUAUUAAUCACAGUAAAUUAAAUAAUGUCAUGGAUUGAAUUGAAAAUGUGCUCAAUUAAACUACAUUACAUAGAACUAUUAAUUUUACUCACAUUUCUUAUCAAAUGACUGACUUUAAGUAAUGACUGUAAGUAAUGAAUAGCAACCAGUUCAUCAAGUAUCUCCACUAUAAAGUAAAGUUAUUGUACAGUGUAAAAACACAUCCAUAUGCAUGGUGUGCCUGAGGUGUGACAUUCCUCGGGGUCAAAAAGAGCAGCAGCUUUAAAACAUGUCUUAUGACACUGGCGCCUACCAGCGGGGCUAAUCAGUGACAUGUUGCUCUCAUGUGAUGCCUAACUGGCCGCUAACUGGAUUUUGAAAACCCAGGAUGACAAUUCAGUGCAUUUAGAGUAAAAAAAAAAAAAACAGUUCACAGUUCAUGCUAAUUUGUCCACCACGAGCUCGGAUCUCGUGGGUGUGACACUCAUGUACCCCACACCUCUUCCCUCAAGUACGAGCCUGGUAAAAGGCGGCUUUUCAUUCGUGCCCUGGUGGGAUCCACCAUGGGUCUGAAAUAUUCCUUAAACAGUAAAGGAUUCCACACGGGUUUCCUUCCCGUCACGCCACAUCAAACUCCAACCACGCUCCCAUUGAGCACCCAAGCAAUUAGUGGCUUUUAUCUUCAACCCUGGUGACAUCACAUUCCACACACUCUAAAAAAUAAUUCAGAGUAUCUUUUGACACCACUUGAUUUAAUACAUAAAUGCAAUGUAAAAAAUGUAAUUCAUUGAUUUAGAUAAACUUUCUAAGUUGCUAACUUUAUUUUUUAAGUUAUGUUCAAAUAAUAAUGUUGGCUAUUACAUGAACUUAAUUUAGCAUGUCAUAUACACUCAAAUUUUAUUGUUGGUAAGCUUAAAACAAAAUUCAAGUUGCCAUGACUUAAUAAAAUUAGCUUGGUAACAUAAUUUUUCUCAACAUUAACCUUUCCAUUUUAAGUUCCAUCUCCUACAAGGAGCAGGAGACUGAAGCAACAUUUCAUGGACAACCAAGAGUUCGAGACCAGCCUUGAAAGUCACAUGAUGAAAAUCGCCAUUGUUGGAGACAGGUCUACCUCUGGAUCAGAACACUGGGGAACAGCAAUUGUUGUGGAAGGAACCAAAUGUUUGGCCCAGCGAGUUUGGAUUGAGAGGACUUUUGUGAAGAGAGAAUGUAUUCAUAUCUUUCCUACCAAGGACACCCUCAGAUGUGCAUGCGGUCAGCUGACAACGCAACACGUGGCUAUUCCACCCGGCGCCAACUCUCUGGAGGAAGCUCACCAGCUAGUGCAUAUCGACACACCGAAGGAUAAAUGGAGCGUGAUCAAGCACACCAGAACGUACCCGACGGACGCCUUCGGUGUGAUCGAGUUCCAGGGCGGAGGGUUCAUCAACAAGGCCAUGUACAUCCGAGCCUCAUUUGACACUAAACCCGACAACCUACUGCAUCUGAUGGUGAAGGACUGGCAGCUGGAACUUCCCACACUACUCAUCUCAGUGCAUGGGGGCCUGCAGAACUUCGACCUGCAGCCCAAACUCAAGCAGGUUUUCGGGAAAGGUCUGAUUAAAGCCGCCGUCACCACCGGGGCGUGGAUCUUCACUGGUGGGGUCAACACUGGUGUGAUUCGUCAUGUGGGAGACGCCUUAAAGGACCAUUCCUCCAAGUCACGCGGAAAAGUGUGUGCAAUCGGAAUAGCCCCAUGGGGAAUCCUGGAGAAUAAAGAGGACCUCAUUGGGAAAGACGUGACCAGACCCUACCAGACGAUGGCCAACCCUCUGAGCAAGCUGGCCGUGCUCAACAGCAGCCACUCGCACUUCAUCCUAACCGACAACGGCACGUGCGGAAAGUACGGCUCUGAGGUCAAACUGCGCCGCCUGCUGGAGAAGCACAUCUCGCUGCAGAAGAUCAACACCCGUUUGGGCCAGGGCGUACCGCUGGUGUGUCUGAUCGUCGAAGGAGGUCCUAACGUUAUCUCCAUCGCCCUGGAGAGUCUGAGAGACGAGCCUCCCAUCCCAGUGGUGGUGUGUGAUGGCAGCGGCCGCGCCUCUGACAUCAUUUCCUUUGCACACAAGUUCUCAGAGGAUGGAGGGCUUGUCAACGACGACGUGCGUGACCAACUACUAGUGACCAUUCAGAAGACUUUCAACUACAGCAAAAGCCAAUCUCAGCAAAUCCUUCUAAUGGUGAUGGAGUGCAUGAAGAAGAGGGAACUGAUCACAGUUUUUCGAAUGGGUUCAGAAGGGCAACAAGAUAUUGAAAUGGCCAUUCUUACUGCAUUGUUAAAAGGCACCAACGCUUCAGCAGCCGACCAGCUCAGUUUGGCACUAGCAUGGAACAGAGUGGACAUUGCUCGCAACCACAUAUUUGUCUAUGGACACAAUUUACCUCCAGCGGGCGCCAUCGCCAACACUGCAACCACAAUGGCGUCAACCCAAGAGAAGCAGAAGAGUCCCGCCAGUGCCCCUCGCAACAAAACCAGAGGAAAGAAGGGGAAGGGUAAAGGAAAGACUAAGCCUGAAAUUCCAGAGGAAACAGAUCCAAGGAAGCUGGAGCUGAUUCGUUGGGUGAAUUCCCUGGAACAGGGCAUGAUGGAUGCUCUGGUGCUGGACAGAGUGGACUUUGUCAAGUUGCUUUUGGAGAAUGGUGUCAAUAUUCACCACUUUCUUACCAUUCCAAGACUGGAGGAGUUAUACAAUACGAAACUUGGCCCUGCUAAUACUCUGCAUGCUGUAGUUAGAGAUGUCAAAAAGGGAAACCUUCCCCCAGAUUACCAGAUCACUUUGAUUGACAUUGGCCUGGUGCUGGAGUACCUCAUGGGCGGAGCUUACAGGAGCAAUUACACCAGGAAGGCUUUUCGCAACCUCUACAAUAAUUUGUAUGGACUAAAAAGGCCCAAAGCUUUAAAGCUCCUCGGGAUGGAGGAUGAUGAACCUCGAUCCAAAGGCAAGAAAAAGCCUAAGAAGAAAAAGGAAGAAGAGGUGGAAAUUGACGUGGAUGAUCCAGAGGUGUGUCGCUUCAAGUAUCCCUUCCAUGAGCUGAUGCUGUGGGCGGUCCUGAUGAAACGGCAGAAGAUGGCGCUCUUCCUCUGGCAGCGUGGAGAGGAGGCCAUGGCUAAAGCUUUGGUGGCUUGCAAGUUGUUCAAAGCCAUGGCUCAUGAGUGCUCUGAGAGUGAGCUAGUGGAUGACAUCUCUCAAGACUUGGAGAACAACUCAAAAGAGUUUGGCCAGCUAGCCUACGAGCUGCUGGACCAGUCGUACAAGCACGAUGAGCAGGUAGCCAUGAAGCUGUUAACCUACGAGCUGGUCAACUGGAGUAACUCCACCUGCCUGAAGCUGGCCGUGGCUGCCAAGCAGCGAGACUUCAUCGCCCACACGUGCAGCCAGAUGUUGCUCACCGACAUGUGGAUGGGCUGCUUGAGGAUCGGCAAGAACCCAGGCCUCAAGGUCAUUUUGGGAAUUAUCUUCCCUCCGCUGAUUCUGCUGCUGGAUUUCCGUAUUGGAGAUGAUGUAUCCUACGUUGCACCUGGAGGCAAAGAAGAGGGAAAAGACAAAGAUGACGACACCAAAUCCAGCAAGGAACCAAAUGAUGCAACCUCCCGCAAAGGGGAUGAAGAGGAAGGCAGCACUAAUGUCCGCAAAAUCCCCAUUGGCAAAAGAUUCUUUGAGUUUUAUGAUGCACCCUUCACCAAAUUCUGGUUCAACACUAUUUCCUACCUGGGCUACCUCAUGUUAUACAACUACAUCAUCCUGGUCAAGAUGGAGCGAUGGCCGUCCAUACAAGAGUGGACCGUCAUCGCUUACAUUCUUACCCUCGGAACUGAAAAAGUCAGACAGAUCUUGAUGUCCGAGCCUGGCAAGCUGAAGCAGAAGAUCAGCGUGUGGCUGGAGGAGUACUGGAACAUCACAGACCUGGUGGCUAUUUCCACCUUCCUCCUGGGCCUCAUGCUGAGGCUGCAGCGUGAGCCCUACAUGGGCUACGGCAGGGUCAUUUACUGCAUUGACAUCAUCUUCUGGUACAUCCGCGUACUGGACAUCUUUGGAGUCAAUAAAUACCUGGGGCCCUAUGUGAUGAUGAUAGGAAAGAUGAUGAUCGACAUGAUGUACUUUGUAGUCAUCAUGCUGGUGGUGCUAAUGAGCUUCGGAGUGGCCCGCCAAGCCAUACUUCACCCUGACGAGGAACCAACGUGGCGUCUGGCUAGAAACAUUUUCUAUAUGCCCUACUGGAUGAUCUAUGGAGAGGUUUUUGCGGACUCGAUAGACCUAUAUGCAAUGGAAAUCAACCCUCCAUGUGGUGAACAUUUAUACGACGAAGAUGGAAAGAAGCUGCCUCCAUGCAUCCCUGGCGCCUGGCUCACCCCUGCUAUCAUGGCCUGUUACCUUCUGGUGGCCAACAUUCUUCUGGUCAACCUGCUCAUUGCCGUCUUCAACAACACCUUCUUCGAGGUCAAGUCCAUCUCCAACCAGGUGUGGAAGUUUCAGAGAUAUCAGCUGAUCAUGACCUUCCACGACCGCCCCAUCCUGCCGCCGCCGCUCAUCAUCUUCAGCCACCUGUACAUCCUCUUCAGCAGGCUCUUUCGACGCUGCGCUAAGAAGAAGCAGGAUGGAGAACUGGAUGAGAAAGACCGUGGCCUCAAACUCCGACUCAAUCCAGAGGAGCUAAAGAACCUUUACGAGUUUGAAGAACAGUGUGUGGAGGAAUAUUUCCGAGAAAAGGAGGAUGAGCAGCAGUCCUCAAGUGAUGAACGCAUCAAGGUUACCUCAGAAAGAGUGGAGAACAUGUCCAUGCGUCUGGAGGAGGUCAACGAGAGGGAGAACACCAUGAAGGCCUCACUGCAAACGGUGGACCUCCGCCUGGCCCAGCUGGAGGAGAUCCACGGUCGAAUGGCGGUGGCCUUAGAAAAGCUGGCGGGGGUGGACCGUCUAGAGCUGACCAGGACUUAUUCCCGCAACUCUUCAGUGUGUGAUCCUUCCUCUCUGGUUCGCCAGGGUAGCAUAAACAGCGCCGACGGUUACAGUCUGUACCGCUUCCACAUGGACAUGGAGGAGUUUUCAUCCAAGCAAAAGGACACAGAGGAGCCAGUGAAAAGUGUCCUGGAACGACAGAAGAGUCUGCUUCAAGCUUCCAGUACGUGCACUCUUAACGCCAAAGAGAGCGCUCAGACCUUAGAAGUCGGCAGCCUGAGUAGAACAAGACCUAGCUCUUGCGUGGACAUCCUUAUAUCUCCAUGUGAACCCAAGCAGGUGUCUGCAGGGUCCAGCCAAGACACCUUAACCAACAAGGACGGCCAAGGAAGCACGUUGAUGCUGGAUAGAAUCGCAGACAAGAACAGAUUGAAACCAUCCUCCCCUCCAAAAAGGACUAAAUCACUGAGGCACUAUCCAGCUGAAGACCUCUCAACCUCUCCUUUGACAAAGAAGAGGAGCAUGAGCACCAUCGUCAUCAGCCCCCCCGAUGAACCAGAGGAGCCACCUGAAGCCAGCAAAAAACUCCCCUUUGAGACAUUUACUUCUCCUAAAAGGACUAAAUCGUUACGAUACGUCCCCGUCCAGACAUCCCCUCUUACAAAGAAAAGGGCCAUGAGCAGCAUUGUCUACAUUCCAGUUGAGGCAGAUGAUGAUGUUCUCCAUGCUCAAGACUACACAUCGCUUGUGGAGCAGGCCAACAAAACACCCAACCAGUGGCCUGCAAACUUGGAGUAUAAAGUCCAUCCCAGUGUGGUCGGUCACAUUCCUAAAGUGUCCACGGUGCGGACCGCCAUCCAACAGUUCCAGAGUUCCACUGAUGGUGCAGAGAUCACAACAAACGAGGAAAAAGAAGGAACUCCAUCCAGAGUUGAGCUCACAGAUGAAGACCAGAUUAAGAUGAAGGUGAAGAGAAACAUGUCAGACGGCGCUCAGUAUCUGACGGUCGCUGAGGACAUGUACAUGCCAUCGCACAGGUCGCAGAGUUGGAACGCAGCAGAUAGGAAAGCAAGAAGCUCAGUGGUGAGCAAGAGAGCAUCCAGCAGUGAGAGAAACCUUGUGGAUGCGGGCAAGAUACAAGCGGACAAGAUGGAGGAUGGCACACGGGAUAAGAAGUGACAUUCACAAUGUAUCCCCAAGGACAUUAUCUGGAUUUUCAUAGGUCACGGUUCACACUCAUCUCAAGCACCUAUUAUUUAUGUCGUCACUUUGUGGUACCACUUCAAAGCAUCUUCCCUAACUGUGUGGACACUGGAAAGGUUCAAAUAGGAACAUUACAAGAAUAUGUAGCGUCUGAAGUUAUAAUUCAUUCAUUUUCUAUGCAGCUUGUCCUCACUCGGGUAUGGUGGAGCCAAUCCCCUCUGACUUUGAAGUUAAAAUAUUAGGAAGACAUAAUAUUGUAAGGGAAAGUCAUAAUGUUACAAGAAUAAAGUUGAAAUGAGGGAAAAAAUGUAAUAUCGUUCGCAAAAAAGUUUGAAUAUUACCAAAGAAACUAAAACUAAAAUCUUCAUAUUAUAGCAAAAUGCAGGGUAUUAUAAAGAUGUAGAUGUAAGAUGUAAUGGUAGAAAAAUAACGCUGUAAUGUGACAGAAGAGAAAAUUCAUAAUAUUAUGAAAAUAGAGUAGUAAUAUUAUGAGGAAAAAUUAGGGAAAAAAAUAAUGUUAUAGGCAAAAUAUUAAGGCAUAAAAUUAUACAUAAUGUUAUCAAAAAAAUAAGAAAAUUUAGUCAUAAUAUUGCAGGACUUAUUGCACAAGUUGUGAUGUAACAAAAAAUGAUUUUAUAAUAAUUAGAUUAUCAGAACUCAAGUUAGAUAGUGGUGGUCGAGUGGUUAGAGCACAAGUUCGAUUCCACCCAUCUCUGUGGAGUUUGCAUGUUCUACCCGUGCAUGCGUGGGUUUUCUCCGGGUACUCCGGUUUCCUCCCACAUUCCAAAAACAUGCUAGGUUAAUUGGCCACUCCAAAUUGUCCAUAGGUAUGAAUGUGAGUGUGAAUGGUUGUUUGUCUAUAUGUGCCCUGUGAUUGGCUGGCGACCAGUCCAGGGUGUACCCCGCCUCUCGCCCGAAGACUACUGAAGACAACACCCACUGCGACCAUGACAGAAAAUGAAUGAAUGAAGUUAGGUAGUAAGUUAGAAAAUAAGCUAGAAUAUUUUUACAUAAUAUUUUAGGGAAAAAGUCAUAUUGUCAAAUAUAAUGACAACAAAGAUACCAAAAUAAUGUUUUCAUGUCACAAAAAAAUUAUUGUAAUAUUUAGAAAAUAAUAUGCUCUGUGAAUAAAGGUGUAAAUGUUACAAUAAAUUAUGAGUGGAAAAACAUAAUUCCUAAGAAAAAAAAUGUAUAGCAUGACAAAUAUGCAAUUACAGGUGCACACAUCUCUUCCUACAGUGCUUGAGCAUGACAUGCAGUACUGAUACAGGUCAAAGAAUCCAAACUUUAGGGUGCAACCAUGCUUAAGCAAAGUACAGGUUGCCUCAGAAUGACUAUGUAUCUGUUGUUUCUCUAACUAGUGGGGGAGACUUUCAUCAACCCACAAAAAAUGUCAUACAUGGGUAUAAAGGCCAUGCAUAAAGCCUGAUGGGAGCAUCCCUAUUAAAGACUACAUCGGACUCUGAUGAAAAGUCUUCCCGUUCACUCAUUCACUUCUUUUAGUUUGCAUGUACAAAGAGAGUCCUCCACUUUACAGUUUCCCUGUCUUUUAAUGUGAAGAAAACCCUCUGAAUGUCAAUACUAUUGCACCAUGACAUGAACGUCCAACACACUUACUCAACAAUCACUUUCAUAUACAGACUGUAAACUGUCUUCUCUCUAGGUAGCGUACAAUGUGCUUAUAUUCCAUCCAACAGCUUUCAUGCAAAUACUCACAAUGGCAUCAUCACACUAUGAAUUCACUGCAUCUUAUUUCUUAGCUCUGCUCUGUCUUGGCAGUGAUGAAUAAACGAAUUACAAAAAAAGGAGGUUG
Messenger RNA from Doryrhamphus excisus (bluestripe pipefish), 8344 nucleotides. Lineage: Eukaryota; Metazoa; Chordata; Actinopteri; Syngnathiformes; Syngnathidae. The record is from RefSeq and is a predicted model, not a curated record.